This is a messenger RNA of Lodderomyces beijingensis, 1938 nucleotides long. Lineage: Eukaryota; Fungi; Ascomycota; Pichiomycetes; Serinales; Debaryomycetaceae. The record is from the annotation of a GenBank genome assembly.
AUGAUGGAGGUUUCUGAUAUAAAGCCGCAGACGAAUCCAAACAUCUUGCACGAAGUGAUCUUGAACAAAUUCAACCGGACCACCAGUGGCAGAAUCUACGAGAAAGAUCUCAAGGACAUCUUUGCAAUGUUGAUCAUUUCCUUGGACCUUAAGAAGGACUCGAUGCCGGAAACCAGCGGCAAAGAUGCAAACUCGUCGCGGAUCAAGUUCAUGCAGUUUUCCAAAAAAUAUGCUUACUCCUUCUUGCUCAGCACAGCUAUUGAGAAAAUGAGCCACCUUAAGAUAGAAAUCGAGUCUAGCAAAACAGUCACGUCCAUCUCGUACAAUUUUAAACCCGAGGUUGCGCUUUCGUUGAUCAUUCAAUUUUACAGGGCCAAGCUUUUGCACUCGCCUGCAGACCGAACUAGGGAAGAACCAAAGCCUGUAGUGGCACUCCAGCCGACUCCCAAAGGCUUAUCCAUUGUGCAAGCCUUUUGCGUGAAGCAAGGGUUGAAAAAAGCAAACUUGCCCGACAUUUUACUCCAGCCGGAAUUCAACUCGAUGCGCCUUUUCAAUUUUGAAAGAGACCCGAUUUCUGAUAAAGUGGUUUACUCAAAGAGCCUCGUGCACUUGUUGUUCGGCAGGCUCUUGGGACCUCGCCCCAAUAUAUGGUCGCCGACAAACAAGCCUGAUAAAGUGCACGUGCAGAAGGAAGGCUACUUUGAAUGCGAAAAGUUUGAAUCUCAACCAGGGGAUUUUGCGCUGCUACUGGAGCUGGACAGUAGCUCGAACGGGUCGGGGUCUGGGUCUGGGUUUGGGUUGGGACCAGAUAAGGGUUUCAGCUUUCUGAGUUACCAAAAGAGCAGCUCGGACUUUGACAGCGAGCCCAGACUGACCAGUGUAUCUACAGAAGAGAUACUAAGCCCCUUCCACCAUCGAUACUUUGAGAAUCCCAAAUCCGAUGCUCACAUGCAGUACUAUGUUUCUUCUGUUGGAGUCCGGCUCAUGAGAGACAAGAUCUUGGUCGCUCAUGGCCAAACAGAGUACCAUGUCAGCGGCAAAGCGAUUUGCCAAUGGCUAAUGGACUGCUCUGAUAUUGUGAGCUCAAAGCAAGCAUCGGAAAUAGCCAGCUUAUUUUUGAAGCAUGGUCUCUUCACGCCAGACAAUUUUGAUGAAAAGGACGGCGUGUCUGUGUUUCUGCGAGAGCGAUACUACAAGGUGACUUCUCGAGGCUUGCAAAUCAGUCAGUGGGGCAAGCGACUGCAAGAGCGCAUGUUGAAGCCUCGCCAAGUUUACUCAAAUGGAAAUUUAAAGAGCCAAAAGUCGGACCUUUCUCUUUUGGAGAUUUUGAAGGACCCUGGCACGAAAAUGCAGUUUAGAAAGCAUUUGGAGAAUGAGUUUUGCUUGGAGAACUUUGAUGCAUAUUGUCAACUUGAGAUGUUCUCUAGCAAGAUGCAACCGUUAUUGGGACUUAUUGGCCAUGCUGGAGAAGGAAACUCGGAUUCCAAAGACGAGCUAAACCAACAGCUCUUGGACCAGCAGAAAGCAUGCUUGUCAAUGGCCUACCAGAUUUUCAACACCUAUAUCAAUUCAGAAUCGCUCCGCGCAGUAAACAUUGACUACAAGCUACGGACCAGGAUCAUGAACUUGCUAACCAAGCUUUCUUACAACAAAGAAGCGUUAGAGUAUGAGUCUUUAUCUAAAUACAUGAAAACGCCGACUGAGAUCUACAGCGUUGACUUUACCCCAGUUCCUGAUUCCGAGUCCGAGUCCGAGUCCGAAUCCAAGCACGAGUCCACGCACGAACGCGAACAACCAAGCUCCUACAUCGAGCCAAGCACCUUGGAAACAUUACUAGAGAUUAGUGAAUUGUUUGAACAAGUGCGGAAGCACAUGUACAAAUUGAUGGAGAUUAAUUCCGUGCCGAAAUUCUUAUCCAACUUAAACCCAAGGAUGUGA